Messenger RNA from Anneissia japonica, 2748 nucleotides. Its product is annotated as cysteine-rich motor neuron 1 protein-like. The record is from RefSeq and is a predicted model, not a curated record. Lineage: Eukaryota; Metazoa; Echinodermata; Crinoidea; Comatulida; Comatulidae. The transcript is spliced from 26 exons. The coding region runs from base 98 to 2731 and encodes 877 amino acids. Gene Ontology annotation, molecular function: serine-type endopeptidase inhibitor activity.
GAACAAUCCACUUCCAUCCCAUCCCAUUCCAUUCCCGUUUCACUCUCAAUUCGGAACAGAAGCCAUCUGUCCUUCUUGGAUGUGUUACUAAUCCAUCAUGCUUCCUAUAUUCCUGCUGGUGUUGCUUAUUUCGAGCACGUCGGCCAAGUCAUGCGAGAAGGUAAUUAACUUCAAGAAGCAACCAAGUGAAGGCAGACUCGUUCAGGAAUUCUCCGGCGAUGAGACUGAUUGUGUUUUCAGGUUUAUAGCGCCAUCACACAAACAUGUUGUUAUUGGUAUACUUGAACUGGACAUUUUCUCGCCAGAUGCCACAGAGCGCGACCAAUGCAAAUUACGGUUGAAUGUCAGAGACACACCAUCCAACGGAAAAAGACAUCUCUUGCGUGGCUAUUGCGACAACGAUCACAUUAGGUUACCGCACUUUUUUCGGUCUUCCGAAUCAAGAAUGCAACUUGUGUACAAAGGUGAAGCAAGCCGCACUGACGGUCGUCUUGAGGUUCAAUAUGCAUUUGUAGAUCAUCCUCAUGAAUAUAUUAAGAGCUUGGAAAAAUUAUACACAACCCCAUCAACUAUAAUUGAAGCAGCUACUACAGAGACUGUCGUAGAUGAGAGUGUGACUCAAGUAGGGAUUGAACCAACCACUGUGGAAGAAGAGAGUGAAGUAGCACCUACAAAAGAUGUAGAUGUUGAUGUUGUGACAGAGCUAGCAGCAGUGGAACCAACUACUGUAGAAGAAUCGGAUAAAUGUGGCAUCAUUAUCUGUUAUGUGUAUUGUGAAGCUGGAUAUGUCAAAGAUGAGAACGGUUGCCACACCUGUACUUGUAUACCAGAGAGUGAAGUAGCACCAACAAAAGAUGCAGAUGUUGAAGUUGUGACAGAGCUAGCGGCAGUGGAACCAACUACUGUAGAAGAAUCGGAUAAAUGUGGCACAUUUGUCUGUUAUUUGUAUUGUCCAGCUGGAUAUGUCAAAGAUGAGAAUGGUUGCUACACCUGUAAUUGUACACAAGUGCCUGAUGACUGUGAAGAUUUUAUCUGUUCUUUUCUCUGCCCUGCUGGUUACUUGAAAGAUGAAAAUGGUUGUCCUACCUGUAGCUGUGUACCAGAAGAGAGUGAAGUAGCACCAACAAAAGAUGUCGAUGUUGAUGUUGUGACAGAGCUAGCGGCAGUGGAACCAACUACUGUAGAAGAGAGUGAAGUAGCACCAACAAAAGAUGCAGAUGUUGAAGUUGUGACAGAGCUAGCGGCAGUGGAACCAACUACUGUAGAAGAAUCGGAUAAAUGUGGCACGUUUGUCUGUUAUUUGUAUUGUCCAGCUGGAUAUGUCAAAGAUGAGAAUGGUUGCUACACCUGUAAUUGUACACAAGUGCCUGAUGACUGUGGAGAUUUUAUCUGUUCUUUUCUCUGCCCUGCUGGUUACUUGAAAGAUGAAAAUGGUUGUCCUACCUGUAGCUGUGUACCAGAAGAGAGUGAAGUAGCACCUACAAAAGAUGUCGAUGUUGAUGUUGUGACAGAGCUAGCAGCAGUGGAACCAACUACUGUAGAAGAAUCGGAUAAAUGUGGCAUCAUUAUCUGUUAUGUAUAUUGUGAAGCUGGAUAUGUCAAAGAUAAGAACGGUUGCCACACCUGUACUUGUAUACCAGAGAGUGAAGUAGCACCAACAAAAGAUGCAGAUGUUGAUGUUGUGACAGAGCUAGCGGCAGUGGAACCAACUACUGUAGAAGAAUCGGAUAAAUGUGGCAUCAUUAUCUGUUAUGUGUAUUGUGAAGAUGGAUAUGUCAAAGAUGAGAACGGUUGUCACACCUGUACUUGUAUACCAGAGAGUGAAGUAGCACCAACAAAAGAUGCAGAUGUUGAAGUUGUGACAGAGCUAACAGCAGUGGAAGCAACUACUGUAGAAGAAUCGGAUAAAUGUGGCAUCAUUAUCUGUUAUGUGUUUUGUGAAGCUGGAUAUGUCAAAGAUGAGAACGGUUGCCACACCUGUACUUGUAUAGCAGAAGAGAGUGAAGUAGCACCAACAAAAGAUGCAGAUGUUGAAGUUGUGACAGAGCUAGCAGCAGUUGAACCAACUACUGUAGAAGAAUCGGAUAAAUGUGGCAUCAUUAUCUGUUACGUGUAUUGUGAAGCUGGAUAUGUCAAAGAUGAGAAUGGUUGCCACACCUGUGCUUGUAAACAAGAAGAGAGUGAAGUAUCACCUACAAAAGACGCAGAUGUUGACGUUGUGACAGAGCUAGCAGCAGUGGAACCAACUACUGUGGAAGAAUCGGAUAAAUGUGGCAUCAUUAUCUGUUAUGUGUAUUGUGAAGCUGGAUAUGUCAAAGAUGAGAAUGGUUGCCACACCUGUACUUGUAUACCAGAAAAAGUUGAAGUAGCACCCACUGAAGUUGAGCCUGUAACAGUUGAAGAGUCUGAUAAAUGUGGCAUUAUCAUCUGUUAUGUGUAUUGUCCAAGUGGAUAUGUAGAAGAUGAAAAUGGUUGCAAUACUUGUGCAUGUAAACAAGAGGUUGUAACUAGUGAGCCAGAAACUGAAGACUUGACAGUUGCCCCUGUAGCCAGAUGCCUGGCAGCACGUCAAGUAAUAGAACGUGGAGAUUUCCUCCCUGAUUGUGAUGAAAAUGGAGACUAUGAACCUCUACAGUGUCCCCCUGUUGGGGGAUGUAUUUGUGUAAACAAGUCAACGGGGGAACCAACAGGGUUACCAUCUGGUGAUCCACCGGUCUGCAACAGUAAGUGAUAGCACUAAUUUUUAAA